This is a messenger RNA of Linum tenue, 1158 nucleotides long. The record is from the annotation of a GenBank genome assembly. NCBI's taxonomy places the organism in Eukaryota, Viridiplantae, Streptophyta, Magnoliopsida, Malpighiales, Linaceae.
AACUCUUCCUCUUCUUCUUCACUCCAUUUCUGCAAAUGGGCAGGGGUCACCUGCGACAACGACGAAAGAGUCACCUGGCUCGACCUCGGCAAUCGUCUCCUCCAGGGCACAAUUUCCCCAUCCAUCGCCAAUCUCACUUCUCUCCGGCAACUCCUGCUCCACCACAACAGCUUCACUGGUGAAAUCCCGCCCGGAAUCGGCAGCUUGGCAAGCCUCCAGGUGCUCCAUCUGAACACCAAUUUCCUCACAGGCGAAAUCCCGCGGAAUGUCUCCGCCUGGUCUGAACUCAUCUACCUUGACCUCGGAAUCAACAAGCUGGUCGGGAAGAUUCCCGACCGGCUCGAUACUACGAAGCUCCGGUAUCUGAACCUCGAAUCGAACAAUCUCACCGGCGGCAUCCCGCCGUCGCUCGGCAACAUUUCCUCUCUGGAAACAAUCGGAAUGGGUUUCAACAGCCUCGGAGAAACGAUCCCCGAAUCGCUCGGCCGCCUCGAGAGGCUAUCUGUACUCUCAAUGGGAGGCAACUCUUUGACGGGAAUCUUCCCGCUUUCCAUCUACAACAUUUCUUCGAUCGUCUAUCUCUAUGUUCCCCUGAAUCAGCUUCAGGGGACGCUCCCCGCUGAAUUGGGGAACGUUUGGCCGAAUCUCGCAGAGCUCAACAUCGGAGAAAAUCAGUUCACCGGGACGAUCCCUGCUUCGUUGGCCAAUGCUUCCAACUUGGAGAGGUUAACUAUUACUGAUAACGGAAUCUCUGGAACUCUGCCGUCCUUUGAGAAGCUGCAAAAGCUUUGGUGGCUGAGCAUUUCAUAUAACUUGCUUGGAACCGGUGAAGCGGGUGAUCUCGAUUUCAUUUCCAGUGUCAGCAAUCUGUCGAGUUUACAGUUGGUUUCUCUGGGUUUCAACAAUUUCGGCGGAUCGCUGCCGGAAUCGGUCGUUAAUUUUACAGAGGUUUCGAGUCUGCGGAUGAAGGGUAACAAGAUAACAGGGAGAAUACCGCGAGGGAUGUCGAAUUUGAAGAAAUUGGAAUGGUUGGAGUUGAGCAACAAUCAGUUUUCGGGCUCUGUUCCAGAAGAGAUUGGGGAAUUGGGGGAUUUGAAAAGAUUGUAUCUUCAGGGGAACAGAUUCUCCGAAGGGAGAAUUCCUUCUUCUUAUUGCUAA